CGCGACGCUGGAUGAUGACGUUUGAGUUUAGGACAUAAACAACAUGGAUGAGAGAGAAGCGCUGAAAAGGCAAAUCGAUCUGUUGCAAAAUCUCAUCAAUAACCAUAGAAGUAUCCAUGGUGAUGCCCCUUCUUGUUCUGGCCAGCAGUGGCACCCWGCGAGACCACCAGCCCGAGGCAGGAGUCCCAGCUCAUUUUUCAGCCCUGCAUUCUCCUCGCGUGGUGGGCCUCACCCCCCUCAACCCACAGGACACUGGAGGAAGAGCUUCACCCUCAGUAGCAAGACCAGCUCAUCCCAGCACAGUAGACCUACUACACAGACUGCCAAGCCCUCUCUAGAGCAGCAGGGUAGACCAAUACAGAUUACCAAGCCCUCUUUAGAUUCUGCAGCACCCAACUCCUCUACUGGCUUCCUGUCCCUUCAUGCUGCAGAUACCUUACAGUCCAGCCACAGCAGUAAGGACCCAGCUAGAGGAGAGAAGGAUGGAACAAAAUGUGCUACGUCUAGGGAUCUAACAGGGCMAAGGGGCCAGCAGUACGCACUCAUAGGGGGAGUGAGAAGAUCUAUGACGGGGACAGGCAGUGGAUCCACAGCUAUAGAGGCAGAGACUGAACCCGGCAGAGGAAGGACAGGACCUGGGAGCAAGGAUGGGCUGGGAGUCUCGGAGCUUAAAGGGCCUGGACCUCCAGAGGACCAGCAUAGAGAAACAAAACACAAUAUUCAGGCCAAGAUUGAAGGGAAGAGCAUAGGACUGGGACUGCCUCUGAUGGUGACCGCCCCUGGACAAAUGGACUUGUCAGGUGUCCCUACCUCAGCCAAAACGACCACCACUGCCACCAGGGUUCAGAGCACUGCUCAGCUACAUAUUAAACAUUGCGGGACUGGGAAAACCAACACAGCAGCUAAGCAGGUUGUCGCCAAGGCAACCUCCAACAGCAACCCCACCCCUAGCGAUGCCAAUUCACUUCCUUUACCCCUUCCACCUCAUCUCUCUGCUCCCCCUAGUGCCUCUCUCAGUCCCAGGUCCAAGCUCACCCCAGCCCAGCCAGCCUCCUCUCCMCAGAACCACUCCAAGUUUACCUGGGUGAAGAGCCAUCAGCCAGGAGGAGUCAGGCCCAGCCAGGCCAGAAUAGAGUCCCGGCCCCCAGAAAAUCGAAUCACCUCUGUCACCACCACAGUCUCCCAUUCUGGGGUCCCUAGUAGUUWCUCAUCCAGCCCCAGUUCCAGUAGGAAAGCCUUUGCCCCCAGAAAGAAGGUUCCCCGUAGGCUCAGUUUAUCCACUGCAGUCCCUAAGACCUCCAAGUACACCUGGGUGUCCUCCUCUGCAGGGGCCCAGGCUAGGCUGUCCCGGAAGYCUCUCUCACCCAAAGACCUGGCUCUGGCUCUGCCCCAGAGAGCUACAGAUGGGUUGGUAGCCAAGAAACCAAAAUCCCUAAAUCUUUUAGCCAAGCAGCGUAAGGCAGCAGGGGCCUCCUYCUCCACUACCCUCAGUAGUCGCUACUGCUGGAAGGCAGGGCCUGGGGGAGGGGGGCAGACUGGCUCCGGGACAGGGUCCAGAGGUGGGUCUCUGUUCCGCUGGACCUCAGAGAAAGAGAACGGKGCCAAGGGGGGGUCCAGUGUCCCUCCAUCUGUAACUCAACGCACCGCCUCCUCUUCCCCUGGAGGGUUCAAACUCAGGAGCAGGAUGAAGAUCAUCAGGAGGUCAGUUAGCAGUGGGUCUGGGGCAGAACGGAGAUCCAGCCCAGCAGCCAUGAACCUGAUCAGCCGCUACUCUCUGCGCCUUAGGACACACACUCCGGUCCGGACACAAACUGCAGUGAGGACACGCACCCUUGUCCAGAGCCCGGGGGGUGUGAAGAGGAGCCCGUCCCUUGAACUGGUCUCAUUUGGCAGACACAAGCUACGACGUCUCUCCCCCAACCMCUCCAGGACAGGUCCCGCCUCUCUGUCCCUGCAUAGCCAAUUGUCUCAGCGGGUUUUCAGGACGCGGUAUAAGAUAGUGACGCGCCUGGGCGGAGCCACCUCGCACACACCCCACUAUAGCCACGCCCUCUCCUGGAGAGCCAAGAGGAUCCAUACGGCCAGGAGUGUGCUCCAGAGUCGUCUGCGUCCCCCGGACAGGACAGGCACCCCCGGCCCAACACUGGAGAGGCAGAGGGUGGGCAUGCGCUGGAUUGGCGGAAACCUUUACAGCGUCUCAGCCAAUAAGCUGUCCCGCACUGUGACAACCAGUGCGCCAAUCAACAGGACAGUGCGGUUGUCCAGUCCACAGGAAGUCUCCCACACCACCUCUAGCACUUUCAUCCGGCCCUCCAGCACUCGUUUUGUGGCUAGUCGUGCGGUUCAGAGGAGUCUAGCCAUCAUCAGGCACGCUCGUCAGAAGAAGUCCCAGAAACAGUACUGUAUGUACUACAACCGCUUUGGCAAGUGUAACCGUGGCAAUACCUGCCCCUACAUCCACGAUCCUGAUAAGGUGGCCGUCUGUACCAGGUUCCUGAGGGGUACGUGUAAGCAGACAGGUGGGACCUGUCCAUUCUCCCAUAAGGUGGCCAAGGAGAAGGUGAAACUAUCUGACACACACACACACACACACAUACACACACACACACACAACGACCUUGAGGUGAGAGUAUGUGAAACGUCAAUGUCUCUCACACCAGCUGGGUUGGAGUGUACUGUGUAGUUAGGCAGUUAGCGUUUGGCCCCGUCAGGUAUAUAGCCAGGGAGGAGGUGAGAAUAUGGUGUCACACACUUACAGAUCUGCAAACAUUGAAGGAUUAAUGGUAGGGGGUAGGGAAAGGGAUUGCAUUAGGACCGACUGUUAGUUUACCACCCAGAGAUAGAUAUGGAGACAUGUCACAUACAAUACGUGGUGUUUAGAGUUAUG
Molecule: messenger RNA, 2887 nt
Organism: Salvelinus sp. IW2-2015
Lineage: Eukaryota; Metazoa; Chordata; Actinopteri; Salmoniformes; Salmonidae
Product: zinc finger CCCH domain-containing protein 3
Cellular component (GO): nucleus
Molecular function (GO): metal ion binding
Source: RefSeq, a predicted model, not a curated record